AUGGCGAGGUUUGUCGCGUACUUCACCCUCCUCACCUCUGCAGGUCAUGCAGGUCUGCUGAGAAGGAGACAAGCGUGUCGGCAUGUGUGUGAUGCCUCUCGGUGCCCGGUGCCGCUCCAGGCCUGCUACUACGGCCAGGUGAUGGACGGCUGCGGCUGCUGCGCGCUGUGCGCCCCCGGUGAGGGUGAAGGGUGCUGGCAGCGGAGCGGAGGCGGCCUGACCUGCGGUGACGAGCUGCGGUGCGACUCUGUGCCGGGGACGGGGACCGGCGAGGGGCCCCGCAGCUCCUGCGUGUGCGGCUCCUCCGGGCCGGUGUGCGGCAGCGACGGCAGGACGUACCCCAGCAUCUGCCGCCUGAGAGCGGAGAUCAGGAGAGCCGAGUUCGACGAGACCCCUCCGGUCAUGUUGAUCAGGAGGGGUCGGUGUGAUUCAGGAAUGCAACAUCCAGGAAGUCUGCGCUACAAGUUCAACUUCAUCGCAGAUGUAGUCGAUAAGAUUGUCCCCGCUGUGGUGCAUCUGGAGCUUUUCCAAAGAGUGCCAUUUUCUGGCCAGGAGGUCUCUGUGUCGAGUGCCUCUGGGUUCGUGGUGUCAGAGGAUGGCUGGAUCAUCACCAAUGCUCACGUGCUCACCAACAAGCAGAGGAUAAAAGUCCAGCUGAAAAGCGGUGUGCAGUACAACGCCACAGUGAAAGACAUGGACCAGAAGAUGGACAUCGCACUUAUCAAAAUUGAACCAGAUAUGCCCCUGCCUGUGCUGCAUCUCGGCCAGUCCUCAGACCUGCGUCCUGGCGAGUUUGUGGUGGCGGUGGGAAGCCCCUUCUCCCUGCAGAACACCGUCACCACCGGCAUUGUUAGCACUGUCCAGCGCACCGGCCUGGAGCUGGGCUUCAAGGACUCCGACAUGGAGUACAUCCAAACUGACGCCAUGAUUAAUUACGGCAACUCUGGCGGACCACUUGUCAACUUGGACGGAGAUGUAAUCGGCAUCAACACUCUGAAAGUGACAGCAGGAAUCGCUUUUGCCGUCCCUGUGGACAAAAUAUGCCAGUUCCUCUUUGAAUCCCACAACAGACGGGUCAACGGAUACACGGUGCAAAAGAAGAAAUACAUCGGCGUCCGGAUGCUGCAGCUCUCGCCAUCUUUGAUCCAAGAUCUCAAGGAGCGUGAAGACCAAUUUCCAGAUGUGAGCUCGGGAGUUUAUGUUUAUGAGGUGAUACCUGGAACAGCUGCAUCCAGCGCUGGCAUGAUCAACCACGACGUCAUCAUCGGCAUCAACGGGCAGCCUGUUCGCACCAUGCAGGAAGUGAGCGAAGCCGUCCAGAGCAGCGCCGUGCUCUCAGUGGUGGUGAGGCGAAAGGAUGGCGAUGUAACACUGACUGUCGUUCCCGGGGAGGCGGACUGGUUUCAGUGACUAAAUAUCAAACACAAAGAAUGAAUGUACCCCAACAUACUGCACUGUACAGUACUGAGUGGUAAAACAGCUGUGGGUGAUGUGCACUGUAUUUCUUGGUCUGUUUUGUGGUUACAAGGGUGACGUAACUGGAGCUCAAAAGAGAAGUUCAACGGCCCAAGGUGUAAACAGUGUGUGUCCACUUUCUGCUAAUGUCAUUGUAGAAAAUCCAAGGGCAGACACAAAGUUGUCCUCAAUGAACUGGAGGUGAAUGGCUAAAAUUGUGAUUUACACCUGCUUCUCGAAAAAAAGACAAAUAUAAUAAUUGUUAUAUACAGUAUCAGAUUAGAAAUGAAAAAAUGUUAUGUUUGUGACAGGACACCCUCCCUCGAUGGCACUCGGAGUUUAGUCAAGGUGAAAUUGUGAAGUUGAAAAUGACCAUCUAAAAGAAGACACAGGGCAUUGCUCUUGCUGAUAUUGUAAUGCUUAGUGCUUGAUUGAUGGGUAUGAUUGAUGGUUAAAAGCGAAAUGGUCAAUGCCAUUAAGUGUUAAAAAAAAAUACUUAAAAAAUACUUAAAAAAAAGAUAUUUCACUAUGAAAGAAAAGGUGCAAAUCUAAUAUUGUGUUACUGCAUCUGUUGUUUGGGCACCUUAUAUCAAAGACAUAAAGUUAAUUUCCAUAAUUCAUUUUUUUUACCCAAUAAAUGGGGCUAAAGCUCCAUAGGCCAUUCACUCAUUCUGCUUCACUAGCGCCCCCUACAUAACCAAGAAGUAGUGUGGAAGUGGAAGUUCUCCCUAUGUUAGAAAUUCUCUGGUGUGAAGACAUUUUGUCAAUUUCGCUUUAUUUAUAGGCAAGGGCUUUUCUGUAUAGCCGCCAUUUUCAGCAAAUGUUGGGCAAUCACAGACGAAGAUAUCAUCACACAUAAUUAUACAAAUUUCUACUUCGGUGGCCCGGGGCAAGAUGAUACAUCACUUUCUGCCCAACAAAAGCAACUAAGCAACAACAAUAACACAACACCAGUGAUCACAAACCACUGUAUUUGACUGACAUGUAAAUGCCCAUACUCUUUUUUUAUGGAGGAAAUUAGGAAAAUGAAUUACGGAAAUGAAGCCAAAGAAGGGAGGUGUGUUCACUUGUUGCAGAAAUGAGCUUUGGUCACAAAAUAAUUGCAGGGAUGUUCUGUACUUCACAAACCGGUGGUUAAAGGCUUGUUUGACUCAAAUUGAUUCUUGUUUAUGUUUUAUUAUCUCUGGUUUUUAGAGAUCCAUCUCUGCCUCCACCCUAAUGCAACAGAGAUGAAUGAGUUCCAUGUGUGCUGCUCACACCGUUGAAAAAACAGAUUCCUGCACCAACUCGUACGUCCAGAGACAAUUUACCGACAACUCAGAAGUAUUAGUAUCACUCAACUGUGAAGUAUUAUAUAAGCUGUUUAAUGCUUGUCCUGUGGAUUAUCCAUUUAAACUCGAGUUUACAGGGCAAAACAAUGGCAACAAAGUUGUCAGUACUUCAAAUCAGAUUCACCAAAUUCUCUGAUAAAUCCCAACCUGUUUAUAAAUGAUAUAAUAUAUAUAAUAAUAUAAUAUAAAAUCUAUAAAUUAAGUUCUAGAGUGAUGUGUUUAUCACCAUAAAGUCCCUGCUCGAUGGAGGAGGAAGGAGAGCACGUUCAGGACAACAGAAGGUCAUAUGACAGAGACCUGCACAAAGAUCCUGAGACUGUGACGAGAGUGGGAGGUUUUUUCCCCCAUUAACAACUAAUGUGUAUUUGCUUUAUCAAAAUAUAAUAAAAAUCUAAGGACCCCCAGUUCAA
Hippoglossus stenolepis (Pacific halibut) is the source of this 3196-nucleotide messenger RNA. It is a transcript of the gene htra4, whose product is annotated as HtrA serine peptidase 4. NCBI's taxonomy places the organism in Eukaryota, Metazoa, Chordata, Actinopteri, Pleuronectiformes, Pleuronectidae. The record is from RefSeq and is a predicted model, not a curated record. The transcript has 9 exons. Gene Ontology annotation, molecular function: protein binding; serine-type endopeptidase activity. Gene Ontology annotation, biological process: proteolysis; programmed cell death; positive regulation of apoptotic process. The coding region runs from base 1 to 1410 and encodes 469 amino acids. Gene Ontology annotation, cellular component: extracellular region.